Messenger RNA from Thunnus maccoyii (southern bluefin tuna), 6352 nucleotides. It is a transcript of the gene pitpnm3, whose product is annotated as PITPNM family member 3. Lineage: Eukaryota; Metazoa; Chordata; Actinopteri; Scombriformes; Scombridae. The transcript has 20 exons. The record is from RefSeq and is a predicted model, not a curated record. Gene Ontology annotation, cellular component: cytoplasm. Gene Ontology annotation, biological process: phospholipid transport. Bases 452 to 3322 code for a protein of 956 amino acids. Gene Ontology annotation, molecular function: phosphatidylinositol transfer activity; phosphatidylcholine intramembrane carrier activity; phosphatidylinositol binding.
AGAGCCGGGGCUUGUCUGUUCGGAGGAACUCUGGCUGAUGUUAGCGGCGGAGAGAAGAGAGGGGACGAGAGAGAGCUGGGUGGGCAUGACAUGUGAGUCAAGUCUGCACAGAUACAACAAAUAACCCAAAGUAUGUCUGCGGCAGGGGCGGGUCGAUGCUCUGAGGGACUUGACACAGGUGAAUGAGAGCACAGCUGCAGAUUUUUUUUUGUCUUUUCUUUCUUUCUUUGUUUUUCUUUCUUUUUUUUAAACCACGGUGAGAGGAGAGGGACACGGCAGCUGUAGCUCCCCCGUGCCUGCUUCACCCUGCUUCAGUCUGGCAGGCGUCAAGGUGCAGGAGGCAGGAAGAAGCGCCGCUGUUUAAUUAACUAUCCGACAAAAACGCCGCCGCGCAGAAUAACGUGACGGCUUUUGCUGAGUGACCGCGCGGAGAAACACGGGAGAGGACACUAUGUCAAAGGAGACGAGAGGAAAAGGUUCAUCACGAAAGCACAGCGCCUCUCAUUGGUGUCUGCAGAAUAUCGCACAGGAAUCUGUUGACAGCUCCGAUGAGGAGUUUUUUGAUGCCAGAGCAGAUGUUAUGGAGGGGAAGAGCGCCAUUCUGCUGGGCAUGAGUCAGUGGAACUCAAAUGACCUGGUGGAGCAGAUUGAAACUCUGGGACACAUGGAGGACCAGUCGCAUGGGGGUCUCUACCAGCUGGGAGGUCCACGCUGUGCCCCUCAGAGCAGCAUCGAAGGACUGGAGGACAUAGAGAGGAAAUGUAAGACCCAUGUGCUGCUGCUCGUGGUGCACGGGGGAAACAUCUUGGACACAGCAGGCGGGGACCCCAGCACAAAGGCUGGCGACGUGGCCACCCUGGCGUCAGUGCUGGAGAAGGUGACGCGGGCGCAUUUCCAGGCCGUCGCCGAACACGUGAUGAUCAAGCUGGUGCCAUGUCCGGCCGUGUGUGCUGAAGCCUUCUCUCUGGUGUCCAACUUGAACCCUUACAGCUACGACGAGAGCUGUGUGUCCAGCAGCGUCGACCAUCUGCCCUUGGCUGCCCUCCCACUCCUCGCUAUUGUCUCACCGCGCUACCAGGACGCCGUGGCUACCGUCAUUGCCCGGGCCAACCAGGUCUACCGCAGCUUCCUGCAGUCAGAAGAUGGCCAGGGUUUCACGGGUCAGGUAUGCCUGAUGGGCGACUGUGUGGGAGGUGUGCUGUGCUUUGAUGCUUUGUGCUUCAGCAACCACCAGAGACCUGACAGCCCCAACAACAGCAGCAGGAACAACAGCACUGAGAGCCUGAAGGACAACUCAGGCCUCCUCGGGGAGUCCAGCCCGGGUUUGAGUUCUAGUAAGAGGCUGAGUAAGAGCAACAUUGAUAUCUCCGCCCCUAACGAAGGGCCGCAGGGUGGGCCACCGCUCAGCCGGAAGCAGAGUGACUCAUAUGAUGGAGACACCUCAUCCACGGGCCAGCACAGCUUUUUUCCCAGUUUGACAAAAGAGAGUACGGAGGCACGCGGCAACAGUAGCACCAGUCUGGUGUUGAACCCAGGUCGAUUUGACUUUGAGGUGUCAGACUGUUUCCUGCUGGGCUGUCCGUUGGGUCUGGUGCUGGCCAUGAGACGCACUGUGCUGCCUGCCGUCCAGGUGAGCCAGCUUCAUCCGGCCUGCUCUCAGAUCUUCAACCUGUUCUUCCCCUCGGACCCUUCAGCCUCCCGUCUGGAGCCACUGCUGCAGCCUCUCUUCCACAAGUUGCCACCAUUUGCUGUGCCGCGCUACCAGCGCUAUCCUCUAGGAGAUGGACGCUCAAUGCUCAUAGCUGAGAGUAUUCAAGGCCAUCCGAAUGUGUUUUUUGAAGGUGAACAAACUCCUGGGGGUCCAGCUUCACAAGCUGAAACGAAGACCGAAGGAGGAGGAGGAGGAGAAGAGGGAGGUCGCAGAGCCAGCGUGACCAGUGUAGAAAGUGAAAUGUCGAUUUGCUCCAUAGGCCAACUGAGCAACACCAUUGCUAACAUUUCCAGUAGCUGGUGGGGCUCCAAGAGGCUGGACUAUGCUCUGUACUGCCCUGAUGUGCUGACUGCCUUCCCAACAGUGGCUCUGCCUCACCUUUUUCAUGCCUCCUACUGGGAAUCCACUGAUGUAGCAGCUUUUGUUCUCCGGCAGCUCAUGCGAUGUGACUGUGUGAAGACCCAGGAAACGGACAAUUUGGACUCGGCUCCGUUCUCUCCCUCCAGCCCACGAGAAAAAUGGCUCAGAAGGAGGACACAUGUCAAACUAAGGAACGUAACUGGCAACCACAGGGUGAAUGAUGUCAUUGCCACCGAGGAUGGACCGCAGACUCUGGUUGGUCGCUUCAUGUAUGGCCCCUUGGACAUGGUGACCCUAACUGGAGAAAAGGUGGACAUCCUGCUGAUGACACAACCCCAGUCUGGCCGCUGGGUGCACUUUGACACAGAGGUGACCAACAGCAGCGGCAGAGUCACAUAUACCAUACCCAAGAGCAAGAAGCUGGGCCUGGGAGUCUAUCCGAUUAAAAUGGUGGUCAAGGGGGAUCAAACAAGUGCUGAGGCCUACCUGACUGUGUUGCCGCGAGGCAUGGAGUGUGUGGUCUUCAGCAUCGACGGCUCUUUCGCUGCCAGUGUGUCAAUCAUGGGCAGUGACCCAAAGGUCCGCCCUGGAGCUGUUGAUGUCGUCAGGCACUGGCAGGACUUGGGAUAUCUGAUCAUCUACAUCACAGGCCGUCCUGAUAUGCAGAAGCAGCGUGUGGUAUCUUGGCUGUCACAGCACAAUUUUCCCCACGGGAUGAUCUUUUUUUCUGAAGGCCUGGUGCAUGAUCCGCUGCGACAAAAGACCAUCUUCCUCAGGAAUCUCAUACAGGAGUGUCACAUUAAGAUCAACUCUGCUUAUGGCUCCAUGAAGGACAUCUCUGUUUACAACAUGCUCGGCCUCAGCCCCUCACAGAUUUAUAUUGUUGGCAGACCUUCGAAGAAGUACCAAAGCCAGUGCCAGUUCCUGAGCGAGGGAUACGCAGCGCACCUCUCAACCCUUCAAUUUGGGCACAGAGCCAGACCCAAGAAAUCCCCUUCAGUUCGUAUGGUCUUAAGGAAAGGCUCAUUUGGUCUCUCAGCGAAGCCUGACUUCCUGUGUAAGCGCACCCACCUGCGCAGGACCAUGUCUGUCCAACAACCUGACCCGCCAUGCACUCCAAACCCCAAGCCUGAGCGAGCCCAGAGUCAGCCGGAGUCAGAUAAAGACCACGGGGGAGGAGGAGGUGGAGGAGGAGGUGGACAAGGCGUGUGGGGACGGGCCUCCAUACAUCGUGGAGACACCACUCCCUGACGUCAAAAAAGUGAUGGAAAGAUUGCAGGAGGACAGAAGAGAACAAAGGGGUCUUAGUAUCCAAGGCCAAGUGUCACCUCUAUCUACUGUACAUGCACAUCGGAUCCUCAGCUGAUGUCCCUCACAGCUCACCUUUAUCUCCUGCUUGGCCCUCUACACUUUACCUGUUCAGCCCUUUUUCACGACCUGCCCAGCGGAUAAUGCCCCUUAGUCUUUGUGCCUGAAAUUUUAAGCCGGGGGAUGCCAAUGAUUUUUGCAAAUGUCUGUGUCAAGCUCAUAUUGUGUCUAUUGUAAAAUCAGAAGAAUGUACUUCACAUAGUAAAUACACACAUAUUCAUGCACACACACACACAUACACACAUGCUUCAAAGGAUAAAAAUGUAGCGACAGUGUAGUGACCUGUUGAGACUUUAUCCCAGCCCGAGCAACAGAUUUCCAGAUGCUGCACCACACACACUCUGGUCCUGUACAGACGGCUGUGCUGACAGGUGGUCAUGUUGACUGACUCCUGUGAUAAACCUCCAACGUUGUAAAUACCCUACACACAUCAUCAUCCCAGUGUGGGCCUCUGGAAACAGAAGCACUGUGACAUUUAGGUUCAAUCUAUACACGAGCUCUGCAAUCUGGAGCCCGAUCAGCCGACCUGGCCCAACACCGGUUUCUGCCCCUCCAUUUCACUCCCACUGUUAGAUGUCUCCCUCACAUUGUGGCUGGCUUGCUACGCCUCCCUCUGCCUCUCCUCAGCCAGUCAGGCAGAACACGCCUCACGACAGCCACCUCAGACUGGGUCCACAACUACUGUUGCGCCGUGGUGUGCACGGCUCAACCCCUGAGGUCACAUUUGCACUAUCGAGGUACAUUGCAGUGGCUCUCGAUUCAGUUGCAUUUGUGUUUUGUUGUAUUUGUAGAUUUUGUUUUUUUCCUGCAGAUUGUGUGCUGUUGCUGCCUGUUGGGUACUGUGACUACUGGAGGAUUAAAAACAAAUAGUUUGUAGGACAGUGUUGAUACAACUGAAAUAAAUGUUUACAGAUUGAUAGACACAGUUGUAAAAUGUAAUCAGAACUUGUUUAUCUACAUAAUUGAAAUGACAGUUUCAUUAAUAUUGGAAUGGUAGCUUAGUUGCUUGGUAGUUGCAGUGGCUUGCAGGAUAUUGUACAUUGGACCCUAUGCCAGUUGAAAUUCCACUAGGGUGCCCUUGCAUCCAUUUAUUACAGCUGCACUGGAACCAAUAGAUUUGUGAUGAAAUCUGAUGCCGUCUUGUGCACUUGAGGUUGAAUUGAGUCUUACUGUGGCCAUGUUAAAACUCUGUGCAAGUCAAACAUAUUUUUCUAUGAGGAAAUAUUGUAAAUAGAAAUAUUUUCAAUGUAUGUUUUUGAACCUUUUGUUGUUUGACUUGUUGAACGGUUAAUUUUUGCCUUAAAUCGUAUUUGAUGUUGUGUAGAGAUACAAAAUUAUUUUAUUUGUUUGACCAAAGCAUAUGAGUUUUACUGUUCUUCACAACAAAGUGCAUUUUAUAGUUGAUAUUUUGCUUUGACAUGUUUUAGAUACUGUAUGUGUGUGUGUGUGUGUGUGUGUGUGUGUGUGUGUGCGUGCGUGUGCGUGUGAGUGUCUUGGUGUUUGUUGUGGAGUUGUAUUUCCUGUGAACAUGAAGACAGCAGAGGACACAGCGAGGCUGAUGUUAAUAUACCUGCGUGUUCUCACUGCAGCUCAACUACUGCCGGCUUUUCAAACUGAACAUGUGUUUUUAUAGGUUUGGAUUGAAGUAAUGUGUCGAAGGAUUACUUAGUCAAAGUUUUUAUAACUGCUAUGAAAGAAAAGGGGCUUAUGAGUUCUUAGGGUGUAUUGAUUUAACUGAAAACCUGCAUAGAGGAGUGGAGCAUGCAAGCCAGGAGGGAGCUAUCUUUAACUCUUUUUCUUUCCCCUCCUGUACACCAUAGGUGUUCCAGUAAUUAGCUAUUUGAUUACUACCAAGUAUGUAUGACUCCCUGUAGUGCCGCCCCUGUAAUUGCAGUGCACCAAUUAGCAUUCCUUGGUAAUUGUAUACUAUUGUAAAAACAAUAUUAAAAUACUUAACUUGAUUUUUGUUCUGCAUUUAGAUUGUUAAUACUGAAACAUUGUUAUCCAAGCAACAAGAUGAUCAUUCCCAUCAGUGUAAACACAAUAAUCAAAGUGACUCCAUCAGUCUGUAUAACGCGUAGUGAUAUUUUUCUGCCAUGAUGAUGCACUGGAAGAGUGAACUAUUUAAGCUGGGCAGUAUUUCAUUACCACAGUGUUAGUAAAUGGCAAAUAAUAAUGAUCUAAUGGUUAAAUGGUGAUUGUUCUGGGCAUGUUAAUUAUUUGAUAUUGUCAAGUUAUGACUAUCAGUUGUUUGUGGUACACUUAACCAACAGUAGAAUAGUUAUUUGUUAGUAAGUGGUGAAUAUUAAUAUGUGGACAUGAAGUCGACCACAACAUGUUGAGUAAAAUCUGAUUCAGUUCUCAAAGUUUAUGCUAAAAAUACUCUUACUUUUACUUCCUUUACUGGGAUUAAUGGAAACUGACAAAGCAUAUAAAUACAUAUCAGUUUCAUUUUAGUCUGAGAACACCAUGAUAUAUUGUUUAAUGUAUAAAUCUACUGUAUUUACUGAGAGAUUGAAGUGUUAUGCAAUUGUUGUCUUCAAAUAAAUAUGAUUAACCAGUCAAUAAAUACAAAUUAAUGUUGCCAAAUGAUUAGUAUCCAAGCACCAAAUCAUGAUUUAACUAUUGGGUAUGAUCUAAUUUGCCAUUUAUUAACACUUCUUAUGACUUAUAAUGUAAGCUUUAUAACAUGGUGUGACCGUUUAUUUGUUUUUUAAAAUUGUUUAUUUGUUUUUAUUUUUGUGGUCUUAUGAGUAUUUUUUCAAUUGCCUUUUGACCAAUGAGGAAACAACACCUGCUUUCCCUGCAAAGAUAAUUGUUUUGUACAGAACUCCUGUGUUGAUGAACAUGUUAUUGUGUUUAUUGGACUCAGUCCGUCUUUCAUUGCAUAAAUAAAGAUAUUUCACAGUUGAA